Messenger RNA from Contarinia nasturtii (swede midge), 1972 nucleotides. RefSeq lists its product as uncharacterized. The transcript has 2 exons. The coding region runs from base 519 to 1928 and encodes 469 amino acids. The record is from RefSeq and is a predicted model, not a curated record. Lineage: Eukaryota; Metazoa; Arthropoda; Insecta; Diptera; Cecidomyiidae. Gene Ontology annotation, molecular function: protein binding.
AUAUCGACAGUCACAGCUAUAAUCCAUUCAAAGUGUUUGUCUGACAAAAUUUGUGAUUUUUCGACCCAAAAUAUCGAAAUUGUCAAACUAUAAUCAUAUGAAGCCAAAUGUCACAUAUUUUCAAAGUUUUGUUUACAUAGAGAGAUAAAUAAUAACGCCAUGAACAUAAUGUUUGACAUUAAUUUCGUUCACGUUUACAUUUAAAAAUAAUUUUGUAGUUGUGUAUGCGACUUGCCUAAUGUGAUGUUCUUCCCUUCUUUAAGCACUUUUGUUCAACUUUCACAUGCGUUUAUUUGAAAUUUAAGCACAAUCGUGUGUAUGUGGUAGAUACAGACGAACGUCUCAUUAGGGAGCAUAAAAGUGAACGUAUAACGAAUAUACCUUAGGUGAAUGUACUACGUGAGACUCACACAUUUUUGUUAUGAAUUUCUUCGUUAAUCGUGAAUUUGGAGAAAAUUGACCGACAGUCGUAUUAUGCCGAAAAAUAUUCAUUUCGAACAUUCCAUUUGAUUGCAAAAAUGCUAAAAGUGUCAUCAAGUAGCCAAAAAAACAAAAUCAAAAUGGACUUUGUCUCAAAUAAAACGAAAUUAGAGGAUCCAAGUGCCAAUUUAUCAAUUGCAACCUCCGACUUACCCUCAAUAUUCAAGCUAAGUGUUGAGUGCUUUCACAAGAUCUUCGAUUUGCUGUCGCUCAGUGAUUUAAUUGCCGUUGGCCAAACAUGUAAGCACCUCCAACGAAUAGCCGGUGAACUGUUCCGAAUCAAUUACACGGCAAAAGUUGCGCGUGAAAGUAACGGAAUCUACAUUUCGGCGUUACAAUCAAACAUAUUCAGUAAAUUCAUCGAGAAAAUAUCAAUUUCGGGUGAUCGUUUGAGAGCGUAUCAGUUUGUCGGUGCAAAUUGUUCAAAAUUAAUAAAAUAUUUUCGAGUUCAUGGUAAUUUGCCGCGCGGUGGUUUCGAAUAUGUCAAAGAAAUCUUAAAGAAUAUUGAAUGUUUAGAGUUAAAUGAGUGUGUUAUGAAUGAUGAACUAUAUGAGAAUUGUCUGAAAUAUUGUGUCAGCUUAAAGUCCCUCUAUGUAACAAGAUCGGUGCGAAUUCGAGACAAAUCGAUAAUCAUUGGCACCGACAAUGAAUGGUUGCUGCGAAGCUACCCGACGCUUGAAUAUGUUGAGUUGGCCGAUUGUUAUCGACUGGAAAAUAAUCAAUUGCAAACAUUUUUUGAGAAAAAUCCAAACAUUCACACAUUUUCAACGGACUCACGAACACUGUGGGUGAAUCGUCACAUCUUUUUUGAAUCAAACAUUAAACUAGACGUAUUAGCUAUUGAUGCUGAACAAAAUAGUAUUGUCGGCGAAAAUAAUCAACUGAUUUCAAUGGUGGAUUGUAUUUAUACUUUGCUCAAUGAACUAUACGAACGAAAGUGUUUUAAAAGUUUAAAUUUGUACAUGACUAUAUUGACGAAUCAAGAGAAUGUUAAUAAAUUAUUGUCACUUAAAGCAAUAGAUAUAUUGCAUGGAGAUAUUCGGCAAAUUGAUCAUCCUUUGGUUGAUUUAAAAGUGGCUGGAUUUUUUACAGCCGAAGGUGCUGUUAACACACAAAAUUUACCGAACGUCCAACAACUCUAUACCAUUAAUAUAACAGUGGAUCGUAUUUGGUUGGUGAUUCGGUCAUGGCCAAAACUUAAGGAAAUCCGAAUAAGACACCUUUUCGAAGGCAUACAAUAUCGAAAAUUAGAUUUGGUCGCAUUGAAUAGAGAACGAAGAAAAUUAGCGGGCGCACAGAAAAUUACGAUUUAUUUAACCGAAGACGAUUAUUUAGCGAUAAAAUGGACCACGCGAUUUACAGAUCUUGAUUUGAUUCAAGUGAAACGUUUGGAAUCUACAGAUUAUGACACUUUAUGUGCAAGAUUUAGAUAUUUUGUAUUGUUUUAGAUACGUUUUGUAAAAAAUAAAAAUAGAAAAUAAUAAUUGCAAAA